UCGGCUCGGCUGUACUUGUUUUGAUGACGUCAGUUUGAGUUUCGUCGGCGAACUUCCUGGCACUGGCAAAGCUCACACAGCAGUAACUUGCCAUUUUUUGAAGAAUAAGACAGGAACUUUCUGAACAUUUUGAACGAACCUCCAUUUAAGCGUUAUCGAAAAGACAAUUGUCUAUACAUUGGAUUUCAGACUCAGUGGCUUUUGAUGAGCUAAUCAAUGAAAAUGAGUCUGAGGUUAGAACCCCUACAUCCUGGCCCGAGUGCUGUCAACUCAGAUGUGGAACGGGCUGCUGUUGCUAGGUCUAAGUCAAGCAAUAAAUGCUGUCGCUGCUGCGGACUCACCAGGUUUCUAAGAUUGGACAAGUCAUGGUUUAUCAAGGACCCUUGUGGUAUCAUCUGUGCUGUGAUGACCUAUCUAUUGAUUGGUUAUGGUCAGUUUGCUGUCAACGUGGUGCUGCUAUUGCCAUCAGGUAUCCAACCCUAUACAGUCAUCCAUGGAUUCAUCUUCAAUUUGUUUGCAAUCUUUGCUGCAGUCUCUCACGCCAGAUCUAUGCUCACAGACCCAGGUGCAGUUCCGCUGGGCAAUGCAACAAAAGAGCAUCUUAGCACACUAGGGUUAAAGGUCGGUCAGGUCGUCUACAGGUGUCCAAAAUGUAUCAGUAUCAAGCCUGAGAGGGCGCACCAUUGUAGCAUAUGUCAGAGAUGUAUCAAGAAAAUGGAUCACCAUUGUCCUUGGGUGAAUAACUGCGUCGGAGAAUCAAAUCAGAAAUAUUUUGUCUUAUUUACGAUGUAUAUAGCCUUGAUGUCUGGUCAUGCUCUUGUCCUGGUCAUCUCACAUUUUAUGAGCUGUGUCAAUACUUCAUGGACAAGUGAAUGCAGCUAUUACUCGCCACCAGCCACGGUUAUAUUUAUGUUAGCACUGACUGUAGAAGCCAUGCUAUUUGUACUCUUCACAGCGAUCAUGUUUGGCACACAGGUUCAUGCUAUCUGUACAGAUGAAACGGGUAUUGAGCAGCUGAAGAAACAGAAGGCCACGUGGCAGAAGAAGACACGAUGCCUGGCAUUCCGGAUGGUCUGUGGCAGUAAGCUGUCAUUAGGUUGGCUCAACCCUUUCGUCACACCCAACCAUAAUGUAGGCAAGGAACUCACCUACUUGUACCAUGUAUAGCCUCCGCCGAUGAUGUCAUCGCAGUCAUCGCUUUCUCUCAGGGUGCGUGCUUCAGUGGGAUAGACCCAUUGCCAUUAUGUUGUGAAUUGCAGCCUUGCCCAGCUGAUCAUUGUGAAGGAUGUCCAAGGAUACCCUGAUAUGGCGACAUUUUUCUCCUACACCGAUUGAAGUGCCUGUGGUUGUCAUGGAUAAUGAAUGAAUGAAUGACCUACGACAUUGAACUUUGACCUCGGUUGGCCCUGUAAUGGUUGCUUUGAGAAUAUUUGGUAGUGUUUAAAUUAUUUGUAAGUUACACUCAUCUUUGCGCAUGACUGGUGACCAUUUCCUCUUAUUUCCAUCCGCUAAAUUUGAAAUCUGGUCCCCGUCUUACAAAGAGUUAUGAUUGAUCCUAUCAAUCUCAACAAUGGAAAUCCAUGGAUGUCAUAAUCUUUCAUACAUGAAAUGUGCACAGUGUUCUUUUGUAAACAAGGAAGAACACUGUGUAUUGUCAAGGCAAUGAUGUAUGCAUGUGUAUACAUCAUAUUGAGAAAGCCUUGUGGACAAUUACAGGCAUUUUAGAUGUUGGGAUUGCUAGCUUUCCAUAGUUGCGGUUGAUAGGAGCAAUCGCAACCCUCUGUAGGACGGGGUCCUGUCUUAAAAAGAGUUACAAUUGAUCAGAUCAUUCUCAAAUAUAUGGAAAUCCAACAAUGUCAUAAUUUUUUUUUUCCCGAAAAUUUUGUUGAUGUCCUUUGAAAACAAAAAGAAGCAUACUGAAAUGUCAAGAAAACAGAUAAUGUGUAGAUGUACAUCAUUUCUAGUAAUUAUUUUGAACAAACACGUUUUUUUAUGUUGAUGUUGCUGGCUUUCCAUAGUUACGACAGAUCAGAUCAAUCGCAACUCUUUGUAAGGGGAGCCCCAGGUCUUUCGGAACUAAAUUUGUAAUCCAGCAUUUGUAUGAACAAUUAAAAUAUAUUUUAAAAAAAUUUAUUAGGGUUACUGGAAAUGCACUCCCUUCAUUUUGAAACCAAGGAUUUUACAAAACCAAGGAUUUGUAAAAUCCUUUGUAAUUUACAAAGAGCUUUAUGAAACAACAUGUAGUUUCAUUAAGAUGAGAUGCACUGCCAUGUUUCAUGACAUUACAAGUGGCAAGUUAAAUGCGAAUGUUUCGAGCUAUUAAAAUGAUGUAGUUUGAUUGGUCAAGAGAAAAUUGUAAUAGAAUUCUAGCAUUUAUUAUUGAUAACAAGUUUUAUGGAACAAGGCUCAAGAUAUACUGUCUUCAAAUUGUAUCUUACGGUACUCCUGCAUCAUAAAUAUAUGGUCUACUAAUGGAAAUAAUAACAAUUUGCAGAUGAAUGCUAGUGGUUUGAACUCUCAAACAUGAUGCAAAUUUGUGUGCUUUGAUAUGUAGGAUGUGAGAGAAUCAUCAUAUUACAUGCCACCAUGCAAACCUUUAAACAACAUCAGAACUAAGUUAUAAGAGAAAUAUCAGUAUAGCACUCAGCAUCUUAUGGGAUGUAUUGGAAUUUGGCAAGUCAAUGUUGUAUUUGCCUGUGAAUAGGAAUAUGAGCAAUAAAAAAAAAACGGUUCUCUCCUCCUCCAGUAAAACAAAUCGGAGGCAUGAAAUUUGUAUGCGUGUCCUGAGACUGAAAUGCUAAAAUUUACUUAUAUUAUUAAUACCAAGGAGGGUUAUUUUAGUAAUACCUCGGGCUUAAACAUAAAAAUUAUGAUGGUAAUGACUUUGGUAACAUGGCUCGGUCACAAAUUGAAGUGGGGGAUUCAAUGGUAAUUGCAAUAAAUGUUAUAAAGUUAAAAGUUAUCAGGAGAGUCAGUUUUGUGCAAAGGGCCUCUUAUCUUUCCAUGUAGCAGUGAUGGCAGGGUUAUGUACAGUAUGUAUGUCAUGACUUAACAUUCCCUUCCCCUCUUUUGGGGGGAACGAUUCCUUGAUUGGGAUCAGCAUGGAGGGCAUAUUUGGAACUUUUUUAAUCUCUUAGCACAGAACUAAAUUAUUCAGGCCAACCACUUUAUUAGAAUAAUUCAUAAUAGCAAAGAAAGAUAAACUAACUAGUUUAAAAGUUAAGCCAUCCCCGACAAUACUCUACAAGAAGGAUGUAAUGGAAGAAGAAGAAAGUGGUUUGAAUAAGUAGAGAAAUAUUAAACAAGCAUAAUGCUAAAAAUAUUAUUAAAAUAGGAUGUGAGAAAUGAUAAUUUUUUUUUAUAUUUUAAAGUUAAAGUGAAACAUGUACCAUUUUGAUGAUACACAAAUGAAAGAUUUAAUACACUAUUUCCUUAGGAUUCGGCUGUUAUUACAGUUUUUAGUUUCAUGUAAAUUAGGCAACUCAUAUGACAUCCCUAGUUUGUGGAAUCUAUAUCCAUUUGCAACAAAUUUACCAGAAAUAAGGAUAUCAGAAGAUGGUAUUUUUCUAGCUUUUGUUGUGAAGAGAGUAAUUCAAGAUUAUCUAUUUGUCAUGUUUUAUGGAAGUUUUUUUUGUUAUGAACCAAACUUUGAGCUUUGAAACUUUGCAUUUUGGUAGAGGGGGAAAAAGCAUGUAGCAUUUUGUAUGUAUUUGAUUUUGAUUAGUGCUUCAUGCACAAACUCCUGGUCAUGCCCAUAACACAAAGCUUAGCAAUUGAUCAUAACGUUGAUUAGUAUAAUUGAUUGCACAUAAUAAUAAAUGUGAUCAUUCAUAAAAUCAGCCGUUCAAUCGAUCACUAAGUUUUGUGUUAUGUGGCCAUAUGUAAGUAUAUGACAAGCUUGAGGUGCAAUGGUGAUAUAGAAAUGUAAAAAAAAAUGACCAAACAUUUUAGAAUUUUAUAAGGAAAAACUUAUUUGAAAUAGACCUGAUGUCGUCUGUCAUUUCAGCUACAUGUACAUAUUUUGUACUAGAAAUUUGCAGAAAUGACAUUGAAAUAUAUAUGUAGGCUUUAUUAUUCAUAUUGAUAUUGAGAGUUAUAUGAACAUCUCCAUAGUGGGUGGAGAUACAAGAAGAGACUCAAUGUACAUGUCUCUAAUAAAACGUGAUUGAGAAUAUAUUUUUCUUUAUCAAAAUUAUGCAGUGGAAUAAUGUGCAUUAUUUGAUUACACGAACAAAUAAUGUGCCAACAAGAUUUUGGAAACUAAAUUUAUUUUGUGAAUAAUCCUUUUUGUGGGAAUAUAUAGAUAUGAAUAAUGAAAUAGUGGUAUUUUAUAUUUGAAUACAAACCACUGCGUAGGUGAUUAAUAGAUCUAUGCAGGAUUAUAAUGUGUUUCAUUUCAAAAUCUACUGAAUUAUUGGCUGAAGAAUGUAUUUUCUCUGAAUUUUGGUUUCAUAAUAAUAUUUUGGAUGGUGAUGGGUUUGAAGCAUUUGUCUGUGUAGUAAUUUUCACUUUUUUCCCUUUUUCUCUCCCCAUUUCGCAUGUAACAUUUGUUAUGAAUUUGUGGUACGUACAGACCCUGUAGCUAAUAAGCUAGUUUGGAGUUCCAUUAUGCGCAUGAUCAGAAGAUUCUACGCCUGAUCAGACAAAGGUCAUUUGUACUAAAGUGACAUGGUGGUUUAAUAUUUCAUGACAUAAGCACCAGCUUUGAUGUCUCAAUUAUUCAUAUAUUCUUUUGAAUUGUGUUUAUUUUUCCACAAAAAACAACAAUGUCAACUAUCCACUAGUAUUUGACAGCGAAAUACAUUAUUAUAAUCUGCUAAUGCAUUCAAAUUAGUGCAACAAAUAUCUUCAUUGGUGUGCUGUUCUAGUCACCUGGUCUGUGCAAUUUCUGCAUCCUGCUAUGUAAGGAAUACUUACAUGAUAUCUUGUUUUGAAAUCUUCCUAUCAUAAUGAAAGAAAUGAAAGUCAGUUGCCCAUGACGUAACUCCGAACUGGUCUAUUAUGAAAACAUGCAGCAGGUGACACAAAACUUGCAAGUCAGUUUUACAUUCCCAAUUCAACUUACCAAUGUGUCAUCUCAUCUAUUUGCAAGUACACAGCCUUUGAUACUGAAAACUAAAUACAGGCUAAAAAAUACACUCUUUCUUUAUUGUAAAUUCAUGUGAUUUCAUUUGUUUCUUUAUUAUAUUGAUUUAUAACAGAAUUCCCUUUAGGAACAGUAUUUCACUGAUGGGGCAAAAUAAAUUGUGUCUUGCAGAUAUUCUAACCAAUACCAAUCAAUGCUCAGAGUAGUUAUCAUGCAAUUGCACUGUCAGUUUUGAUUAGGAAUUUGGUUACUUGGACUGAAUUUGGUUUGACAAAACCCUUUAUUAUACUAUAGGUAUCACUUGAAUAGGAAAUUUAUGGAAGUGUAUUCCUUUUAUUAACAUAUUUUUUAUGCAUUUGUUCACCUUAAAGCAAUCACUCAACUUUGAUAUCUGAAGCCUUAGUAAAGCAUUGGCUUGUAUUUAUAGAUAAGAGCCAUUCAUCCCCAUGUGCUUUGGCUUGCAUGUUGAUUAUCUCAAGUUGGCGUAAUGAUAGAGUUGGCAUUGUACAGUAGAUAUCAGAUAGAGCUGUUGCAAACAAUUAAUGACAAUUGGCAUGGAAGACAUUAAUGCUGGAUAAAUUACCUUGUGAACACAUGUCUAAUGUUUUACGAUUGGCAACUAAAGAAUUUUGUUGUAUAAUGUACAGGUACUUUGACUCUGUAUAAAAAAAUAUAGGAAGAAUGGGGGGGGGGGGCUUAUACAGCAUUUAUGGAAAGGCUUUAACCAUGCGAAGAUGUGUUAUUAUUCUUGUUUUAUUAUGAUAUUAUUGUGAUAGGUUACCUAUCGCCGUCAGUCUUUCAUGCAAGAGGCAUAUAUAUAUAUCUGUAUAUUAAUGUGUAGAAUGAAUUGACUGUAUAACUAAAUUGGGAGAAACCCACAAUUUGCCUUAUCACAAAGUUGACUAUAUAGAACAAUUUAAAUAUCUGAGUGGUUUGAAAGAUGAAUUUAUAAUUGAUUAAAACAUAUUUAGAUAGUUUUAUUCUUCAUUUCAUUUUCAUCAUGUAAAGGUUCUUAACCCGUCUAAAGAAUUGAAAUUACAAUGAAACUGGAUAACUUCAGUUCACAUUCCACUUUAGUUUUUCUACUCUUGCAAAGCUAUAUCAUCAUAUUCUGGAAUCAAUCUAUUUAACUUUGAAUUGUUAUGUUCCCAUGAAAACUUUAUUAUUACAAUUGGUAAAUAUAGUUUUACAUGCAGACAUUUCAUUGUGAUAUCUAGCUUUAUGGUAUAUUUAUCAGUGUGAUUUAAAAAAAUGAGAAUAUAUUUGUUUGAAAAUGAAAAUAGCCAAAUGCUAAUAUUUUCAUAAUACUGACAGUAGAAAUCAUGCCUCAAAUUCGAGUAAUACAUUUGACCUAUUCAAGGUGUGAAAAUGUGGACUUUUGUCUCUAGGAUAGUACUACAAUUUGUAAAGGUUAUUCAGUGUAGCAUAAAAAAAUAGCUUUGUAAUGAAUUCACUACUUUGAAAUAUGUUUUUUUUCUAUUCAUACUUUUGUGUUCAAUAUUGAUGUUUAUUUGGCUACUGCCAAGAAAAUAUUUUCCUGUAGGAUUCUUGAAAUAUUUCAUUAUCAUUUAUUAGUAUAAAGAAUGAUAUAUUGAGUUUGUGACAUUUCAAUAGCUCUAAAGCCAUCCUAACAAUCUUUGAAAACUACUUUUUUUUUAAAAGAGAUAUCUAGAAGAAAAUUAAAGCAAAAAUUGGGACUCCAAAGAAUUGCUACUGCAAUAGAGAGUGAUUGGUAGAAAGUUGACAAUGAAUAGUAUGGAACUAAUGAAAUCUGAAGAAAUAUUUGUUAUCUAUUUAUUUUUGUCAAUGCUUUUAAACUCAACUUCUUGUGAAAUAGGCCUUGAAGAAAAAAAAAGUAUUUUGACAAAUUUAUAAUAUAUAUGAAUCUUUGUUCUAUUAGAAUUGACUGUCAACUUUCAGCUUUGUAAUUUUCUUAAACAAGGCAUUAGCAUAUUGUGUCUCGCCCACUUGUGAAAAUAACUAGAAAUAUUGCAAUCUCCUUCGUCACGCAACAGAAUUGUAUCGUAUCCUGGUAUAGAAUGUAAUAACAAAUAAAAUUUGGGCCAUUCUUGGUCAGGUGUGUGACUGAAAUUAUGGACAAAUCAUGACUUUAAUUAGUUAUAAAUCUAAAAAAAAUUAGGGAUUUAGUAAAUUAAAGGGUGUAUGACAUUAACAUCUGUAGUCAGCUAUCAUUUGGAAAUAUUUUUUACUGUCUCCAAUAUGCAGAUUUCUAAUUAACUAAAAGUCAAGAUUUGUCAUUAUUUCGGUCACACACGUGACCAAGAAUGGCCAAUUUGAAAUGGGCUAUUUCAUGAAAUGCCUUUCCCUUUCACCUUCCCCUGGGAUAUGAAUAACAUGUGUGAAGGUUUAUGUGAUUUCACGGUGACACCACAAGUGCUCCUGUGACAUAUGCUCCGGUCUUAUCUAGGACGGUAUAGGGUUAGAGCUAAGAUUGUAAUAGAGUUUUUGGUUCAGAAUAAUGUAAAGAAUAAGAUAAGGGUUUAUUUACUUUUGGAGGCGAGGUCUCCUGUUUUGCUUAACGUGCAGAUUUUACAUCAGAGCAAUUGUCGCCGAAGCGAAUGUCAUGUAACCAAUUUCACUUUUACAAUUUCACUUUUACAAUUUUACUUUUAGUGAAUCUCAGAAACCAUAUUUCAAAUUUCAUAUUCUAAGUAUUCACUCUAUAUGUCACACGAUUGAUUCCAGUAGUAGUAUACAGUAUGUCACAUUUUAUUUCAACACUAAA
This is a messenger RNA of Lytechinus variegatus (green sea urchin), 7832 nucleotides long. Its product is annotated as palmitoyltransferase ZDHHC3-like. The coding region runs from base 217 to 1167 and encodes 316 amino acids. Lineage: Eukaryota; Metazoa; Echinodermata; Echinoidea; Temnopleuroida; Toxopneustidae. The transcript has 8 exons. Gene Ontology annotation, molecular function: protein-cysteine S-palmitoyltransferase activity. The record is from RefSeq and is a predicted model, not a curated record. Gene Ontology annotation, cellular component: endoplasmic reticulum; Golgi apparatus. Gene Ontology annotation, biological process: protein targeting to membrane; peptidyl-L-cysteine S-palmitoylation.